AUGGCUAUGAACGCCAACGCGUUAUCCAGUGACAUAAGCCGAAGGAAUCCACAGGAUGAGUACGAGCUCAUUCAGAGGAUAGGCAGUGGAACGUACGGAGAUGUUUACAAGGCCAAAAGACUUUCCAUGAAUGACCUCGCCGCGAUUAAGGUUAUCAAGUUGGAACCAGGGGAUGAUUUUGCAAUUAUUCAACAAGAAAUUUUAAUGAUGAAAGAUUGCAGACACCCUAACAUAAUUGCCUAUUAUGGGAGUUACUUGAGAAGGGAUAAAUUAUGGAUUUGUAUGGAAUAUUGUGGAGGUGGUUCUCUACAAGAUAUAUAUCACAUAACUGGACCAUUAUCAGAAAUACAAAUAGCAUAUAUGUGUCAAGAAACUCUCUUAGGAUUGGCUUAUUUACAUAGCAUGGGCAAAAUGCAUCGUGAUAUUAAAGGUGCCAAUAUAUUACUGACUGAAAAUGGUGAUGUCAAGUUAGCUGAUUUUGGUGUAUCAGCACAGAUUACUGCAACUAUUAACAAAAGAAAAAGUUUCAUUGGCACUCCCUAUUGGAUGGCACCUGAGGUUGCAGCUGUGGAGAGAAAGGGUGGUUAUAAUCAACUUUGUGAUAUUUGGGCAUGCGGGAUCACCGCGAUAGAAUUAGCGGAACUGCAACCUCCUAUGUUCGAUUUGCAUCCAAUGAGAGCACUUUUUCUCAUGUCCAAAUCUGGUUUCAAACCACCGACAUUAAAAGACCGUGAUAAAUGGAGUCCAACAUUCCAUAACUUCGUUAAAGUUGCUCUUACGAAAAACCCCAAAAAACGACCAACCGCUGAAAAAUUACUGCAGCACGCAUUUUUUCAAGGAGAAAUGAAUAAACGUUUAGCUUUGGAAUUGUUGCAAAAAGUAUCAAAUCCUAGUCAUAUGUUCACCGAUUUGGAGGCCGACGAGGACGGAGCUGUACCCAAUGUUCCUCAAAGGAUAGCAUCGCGUCACACCGCGAGACCUAGACCAAAAAGUCCUAUACCACAAUUAGAUAGUGACGACCAGAUUAAUCUCGAUGGAACAUUGCAAAGAGAAGUAAUUUCACCGUCUGUGGACACUAAUCCAUCAUGGGAUAUCAUGGAUAUAAUGAAUAAUGUCAAGGCUGUUCAUAAUUGUGAUGUUCAUCCAGAUUGUGGUAUUGGUACAGCAUUUGAAGAUGCUCAAGAAAAUACUGUUGGCGCUAACGUUACAACAGAUAAUAGAGAGUCGCGUCGAAGCAAAACAGGCACAGAGAUAUUGCAUAUGAGUUUAAGGAGUCUAUUGCAGUACAUUGAUGAGGAGUUGUUGCUAAGGGGGAAUGCAAUGUCGAUGGUUGGUGGGCAUUGCGACCAGCUAUAUUCCCUGCAAGCUACUCUUCCCCUUGGCGAGUCGUCGAAUGACUGUGAAGUGCAUUGUCCAUAUUAUAACAUGUCAGGAUCUCAAGCAAGUCCCAGGCGUCACAGCUCUGUGGACGAGUUGUAUGGUCUGGUGAGCAGUACUCAGUCCUUAGCCGCUGUCAAUGGACAACGCCAACGAUCUCUCUCGGACAGUGGUCCUAGAGAUGAAUCCCCUCAAUCCAAUGGUCAAAGUGAGGGACCAGGUGAUGGGGAAAGGGAAACUAUGAGUCCAGACUUAUUGUCUGACACUCCUCCAGUUCCCCCAAGAAGAAGGGACAGGAAACGUCAUACACCUCCUAGACCCAUCAGCAAUGGACUGCCACCUACACCUAAAGUUCAUAUGGGUGCAUGUUUCUCAAAAGUAUUCAAUGGUUGUCCUCUAAGAAUACAUUGCACUGCAAGCUGGAUUCAUCCAGACACGCGGGAUCAACACUUGCUGAUCGCGGCAGAGGAAGGAAUUUAUAAUUUAAAUCUAAAUGAACUUCAUGAAACCGCAAUAGAUCAACUGUAUCCGAGACGUACAAUUUGGAUGUACGUUAUUAAGGAUGUUCUCAUGUCUUUAUCUGGAAAAACUCCUCAAUUAUAUAGACAUGAUUUACUAGCAAUGCAAAGCAAACAGACCCAUAGGUUUUCAUUGCACAUGAAUAAAAUACCUGAGAGAUUAGUACCUAGAAAAUUCGCCCUAACUACUAAAGUACCAGAUACUAAGGGUUGCACCAAAUGUUGUGUGGGAAGAAAUCCAUAUAACGGGUAUAAAUAUUUGUGCGGUGCAAUGCCAACGGGAAUAUUUUUAAUGCAAUGGUACGAUCCUCUGAAUAAAUUCAUGCUUCUAAAGCAUUUUGAUUGUAUGCUACCAACACCCUUAAACGUAUUCGAAAUUAUUAUCACGCCUGAAAUGGAAUAUCCAAUGGUGUGUGUGUCUGUAAAACAACCAUAUCAGCAGAACAAAUUAAAAUUGGAUUUAAUUAACAUGAAUUCAGGGGCAAGUUGGUUUCACAGUGACGAAUUGGAAGAUAUGGAUGGUUCAGCCACCGUAAUACCAAGAAGAGAAAACCUUCACGUUAUUAACGUUGCACAGCUAGAGAGAAAUGCAAUAUUAGUCUGUUACGAUAAUGUAGUAAAAGUGGUGACGCUGCAAGGAAAACCUAGGUCGAGCAGAAAGCACAUGUCGGAGUUACAUUUUAACUUUCAAAUCGAAUCUAUCAUUUGCUUACCGGACAGUGUACUAGCAUUCCACAAGCAUGGUAUGCAAGGUAGAAGUUUCAAAAAUGGUGAUGUUACGCAAGAAAUCAGUGAUCCUAGUAGAACGUACAGAUUGCUUGGGUCAGAUAAAGUUGUGAUGUUGGAAAGCCACUUGGUUCAGACAGGCACGCUAACUGAGUCAGAGGGCGCGGACUUAUACAUACUUGCUGGACACGAGGCCAGUUACUAAAGUUCUCAUCUUCCAAAUGCAAAUGUACAGGCGUAAAUGUGU
Habropoda laboriosa is the source of this 2868-nucleotide messenger RNA. RefSeq names its product mitogen-activated protein kinase kinase kinase kinase 5 (gene hppy). Gene Ontology annotation, molecular function: MAP kinase kinase kinase kinase activity; ATP binding. Gene Ontology annotation, biological process: protein phosphorylation. Lineage: Eukaryota; Metazoa; Arthropoda; Insecta; Hymenoptera; Apidae. The record is from RefSeq and is a predicted model, not a curated record. The transcript is spliced from 21 exons. Bases 1 to 2826 code for a protein of 941 amino acids.